Umbelopsis ramanniana AG is the source of this 2511-nucleotide messenger RNA. RefSeq lists its product as uncharacterized. Bases 89 to 2428 code for a protein of 779 amino acids. Gene Ontology annotation, biological process: chloride transport; intracellular iron ion homeostasis; intracellular copper ion homeostasis. The record is from RefSeq and is a predicted model, not a curated record. The transcript is spliced from 19 exons. Gene Ontology annotation, cellular component: early endosome; endoplasmic reticulum; fungal-type vacuole. NCBI's taxonomy places the organism in Eukaryota, Fungi, Mucoromycota, Umbelopsidomycetes, Umbelopsidales, Umbelopsidaceae. Gene Ontology annotation, molecular function: voltage-gated chloride channel activity.
CCUAUUUCUACAAUAGGUUUUAUCAAACGUCACUUGUACACCAUUUUUUUUGGCUUGCUACAUCGUGCAGUUCACACCACAUCUUAAGAUGUCAAGGCAUGGGCAUACACGAUCAGCGUCCUCUCAAAUAAUAGAUGAAGAUCUGCAGAAAGCCAUCCAACGCUAUGAAGAUUUUACCACCACAGAUUGGGUAAAGGAUGCAGUCCAUGAGCGUCAGCGAAAAUCGGCAUUGCAAUCUAUGAACAAAAACUCUGAUUCUUGGCGUUCGUGGUGGGCUUUGACCUUCGAAUCAGCGCAAACCUGGAUUGUUAUAUCGCUAGUUGGAGCAACCAUUGGCCUUAACUCGGCGCUCAUUGCCAUUAUCACUGAUUGGCUUUCAGACAUAAAGAUGGGAUAUUGUUCAACAGGAUGGUGGCUCAAUCAAAAGUUUUGUUGUUGGGGAAUCGAAGAACACGAUGGUACAUGUGAAUAUUGGACAAACUGGAGCGAGCCUCUUGCAUUAGGGAGAGACGUUUUUGUCGUUAAAUGGAUAUUCUAUAUAGCUUGGGCGACAUGCUUUGCCGGAACGUGCGCCUUCUUGGUUAAACACUUUGCCCCUUAUGCAGCCGGUUCUGGUAUUUCAGAGAUAAAGUGUAUUCUUGCUGGCUUCACAAUGAAAGGAUUUUUAGGCGGGUGGACACUUUUGAUGAAAAGUGUUGGUCUGGCGCUGGCGGUAGCAUCCAACCUCAGCAUUGGAAAGGAAGGUCCAUCCGUUCAUAUGGCAUGCUGCGUUGGCCAUGUAGUAUCGAGAUUAUUUGCAAAUUACCGUCAGAACAAAGCGAAAAUGAGGGAAAUAUUAUCCGCAUCCAGUGCAGCAGGUGUUGCGGUCGCCUUCGGCUCACCUAUUGGUGGUGUUCUUUUCUCACUUGAAGAGAUGAGUGCAAACUUCCCAAACAAGACGAUGUUACGCAGCUUCUUUUGUGCAUUGAUUGCAACAAUGGUGCUGCAAGCAAUGAACCCUUUCCGAACAGGAAAGCUUGUUAUGUUCCAAGUCACUUACGAUCGGGACUGGCAUUUCUUCGAAUACGUUUUUACCGUCAUCAUCGGUAUUUUUGGAGGAUUAUAUGGCGCUUUUGUCAUAAAGUUUAAUAUGAAAGUGGUUGAAUAUCGCAAAAAAUAUCUCAAAGACUACGCAAUCGCUGAAGCGGCGGUUUUGGCUCUAGUUACAGCCAUCAUCGCCUACCCCAAUGUUUUCCUUAGGAUUGACAUGACAGAAAUCAUGGGUAUUCUUUUCAGAGAAUGUGAAGGACCGGAAGGAGAGGAUUAUUAUGGACUUUGUCAACAAAGUGAAGUUGGUCGUAUGAUUACUCUCCUGCUAUUUGCCACUAUACUGAGAACAGUAGGGACUAUAUUCAGUUAUGGAUGCAAAGUUCCAUGCGGUAUUUUUGUGCCCUCUAUGGCUAUCGGAGCUACUUUCGGUCGAAUGCUUGGGUUGAUUGCAAAAAGCUGGCAGUCCGCAUAUCCAGAUUUCUUUCUUUUUGCAUCAUGUCAGCCAGAUGUUCCGUGUAUUACUCCCGGAACUUAUGCAUUUCUAGGUGCAGCAGCUGCAUUGUGUGGUGUCAUGAGAAUUACAGUGUCCGUUGUGGUCAUCAUGUUCGAACUGACUGGACGUGUCACAUAUAUUCUGCCAUCCAUGAUUACACUGAUUGUUACAAAAGCAACUGCCGACUGGUUUGGUAAAGGCGGCAUUGCCGACCGCUACAUACAGGUUAAUGGGUACCCGUUCUUGGAUAAGGAGGAGCAUUCGUUUGGCGUGCCGGUUUCUCACGUCAUGCGACGAGACCCAGUUGUUAUGACAGCGAGUGGUAUGAAGCUGCAUGAAAUUGAAACUAUUUUCCACGAUACUCAGUUCAAAGGCUUCCCUGUCGUGCAGGACAAAACAUCAAUGACUUUAGUUGGUUAUAUUGGCAGAUCAGAAAUGCUUUACUUAAUUGAAAAAGCAAAACGAAUUAACAGAGCUCAUAGCGACACAAAGUGCGAUUUCCGACCUGUCGAUGACGAUAAUGGUGUGGAGGUCAUUGCGUCCUACUCUGAGGAAACACAAGAUUUUGACGAGCCCAACAGUGAAACAGAGGUCAUCAACUUCGGUCCCUAUGUGGAUCAGACCCCCAUAACCGUUCGCCCACAGUUCUAUCUUGAGACUGUCAUGGAUUUAUUCAAGAAAAUUGGCCCUAGGAUAAUAUUGAUUGAAAACCUUGGCAAAGUCGUAGGACUGAUCACUGUCAAGGAUGUCCUCAGAUAUAUCGCGCAAAUUGAAAGGCGAGAUCAGAAAUCUGACCAAGGCUCGUGGAAUUCCUGGCUGGAACAGCGGAAUUGGCACCUGUCAAGUUACACGCGCGUAUUCAGUAGAGAUAGCGAGGAGAACCACGAACUUCAGCAACAAACAUAAUUGUAUUUUAUAACAAAACAUUAUAAUAACAGAGCUAUGGUCACAGAGCCAUGAUAAAACAAUUUCUCCCAGAAUUUAAGUGA